Molecule: messenger RNA, 2190 nt
Organism: Trichoplax adhaerens
Lineage: Eukaryota; Metazoa; Placozoa; Uniplacotomia; Trichoplacea; Trichoplacidae
Exons: 15
Coding region: 1-2190 (729 amino acids)
Biological process (GO): G protein-coupled receptor signaling pathway; gamma-aminobutyric acid signaling pathway
Cellular component (GO): G protein-coupled receptor heterodimeric complex; membrane
Molecular function (GO): G protein-coupled GABA receptor activity
Source: RefSeq, a predicted model, not a curated record
AUGGGUAAUACUAAAAUAUAUGGCGUUAUUGGACCAAUAAUAUCUUCCGUAGCCGAAGCAGUUGGAUUAACGGCAAAAAACUGGAAUCUUGCUAUGGUAUCUCCAAGUGCCAUUUCCGUCUUGCUCAAUGAUCGCCAAAAAUAUCCAUAUUUCUACCGUAGUUCAAUAUCGGACGAUUUAUACAUGGAAUCUUACGUUGCUAUCAUCAAGCACUUUAAUUGGACCGACGUUGCCGUUGUUUAUGAAGCUUCAACAUCAUAUUCUCCAUCUGCAAGUAACUUUAUUUUACUUCUGGAGAAGAAUAACGUAACAGUCAGCUCUUCCCAAGGGAUUCUGCAUACCUACGAUGAAACAGUUAAAAAUUUUAAGGAUAAUGGCGUUCGUAUUAUUUUUGGUCUAUUGCAAAUAACCGCUAUGCAACAUUUAGCUUGUGCAGCAUAUAAAGCAGGUUUAUAUGGCAACAAGUAUCUGUGGGUCCUCCCUGGCUGGUACUAUAACGCAUGGUAUGAAAUUUCAGAUCCGAAGAUUGGAUGCACAACAGAUCAAAUUUAUGAAGUAAUAAAUCAUUAUUUAGCCACAUAUCGAUCAUUCAAUCGCUAUGAUAACAAAACUGAGACCAUAUCUGGUAAGACACCAUGGAAAGUUUUUCAAUACUUUCGCUCUAAUUCUCUUGUUACACACAAUCAUGAUCAUAUGAAAGGCUAUACCUACGAUGCUGUUUGGAUUUUGGCUAUGGCCUUGAAUAAAACCGAUGCGGAAUUGAAAAAAAGAAACCAAUCUUUAUUAGAUUUCAAUUAUUCUGAUAAAGCUAUUAUGGCAAUUCUAAAUGAAAGCCUAACAAAUACUUCAUUUAAUGGUGUAACCGGUCAUGUUUGCUACGAUGGGUUUGAAAGAAUUGAAGAUGUUCACAUUUUGCAAUUACCAGAUCGAAAUGAUAGCCUAGAAAUGGUUCCAGUUGGUAUCUACGAUAUACAAUCGAAAUCAGUAUCAUUCUAUAAAGAUAAUCCAAUCACAUGGCCAGCCGGUGUUAUUCCAAAAUCUCCUCCAGAAGUACUGGAAGUUAGGCAGCUAAUUUCCUACACUGCUGGUUUCAUAUUUGCAUGUUUAGCUACUUGUGGCAUUAUUACCGCCAUUGGUUUCUUUAUUUUUAACAUCUUGCAUAAAAAUCAAAAACAAUUAAAGUUGUCCUGUCCACGCUUGAACAACGUCUUGAUUAUUGGUUGCAUAAUUUGUUAUUUGGAUGUAAUCGUAUUUACUUUUGAAACAGCUAAAAUCGCAAGACGACAUAUGCAAAUAUUGUGCCAAGCCAAAAUUUGGCUCAUCUGUACUGGCUUUACUUUAGUUUACGGCUCGUUAUUUGCUAAGACGUGGCGAAUCCAUAAGAUUUUUACGAAUAAAACUUCCAAAGCAGUUGCUAUAAAAGAUUGGCAGCUUAUUGCAAUAGUAUGCAUGUUGCUAUUUAUUGAUAUCCUAAUUUUUAUUAUAUGGAAUCAAGUCAAUCCUAUGGAAGAAAAGCGGUAUAUUAUUUCUACAAAGGAUGGUGUUGAUCCGAGAUAUAAAAUACAAAGUGUUUACUAUUUCUGCUCCUGUGAGAAUUUAGCAGUAUGGCUUGCUACAAUUUGUGUUAUCAAAUUUGUGCUAUUAGUCUUUGGAAGUUUCUUGGCGUUCGAGACUCGAAAUAUCAAUAUUACUGGACUGAACGAUUCUAAAUACAUCGCCUUCUCUAUCUAUAAUAUAUUGAUAUUUUGUAUCCUUGGUUUAAUUGCAUUUAUUACUGUCACCGUUCAAGUUACCACAAGUUAUUGCUUGAUCAGUAGUUGCAUUAUUAUUUGCACCACAACCACAAUGCUGAUGCUAUUUGUACCUAAGAUUCUAGCAUGGAAAAAUCAGUGGAAUCAUGUCCAUCAAAAUCUACAACUAACUGCCAUAGCGACUGUUGCAGCAUAUAACGAAAAAUGCCUUGCUAGUUCGAACGUUAAAGAGGUUGAAAAGCUACAAUCAGUUCUUCAGCAGUUACCACACUUAGUGGUCAAUAAUAAAAUUACUUAUAAGAAAUAUAAACGUUAUCAUAAAUUGCAUCAAGAGCUGGUUAAUUUGAAUAUUAAGUUGAAAACAAUGAAACAAGAAAGCAAAUGUGGGCUAUCCGAAAUACCAUCCAUAACUGAUUCUCAGCAAAAAUUAGACCCGUAG